This is a messenger RNA of Brienomyrus brachyistius, 4530 nucleotides long. Its product is annotated as protein NLRC3-like. NCBI's taxonomy places the organism in Eukaryota, Metazoa, Chordata, Actinopteri, Osteoglossiformes, Mormyridae. Gene Ontology annotation, molecular function: protein binding. Bases 99 to 2252 code for a protein of 717 amino acids. The record is from RefSeq and is a predicted model, not a curated record. The transcript has 8 exons.
GUUCUCCAUCUCUGCCCAGUCCCAAAGCAAUGUGGUGUCUAAUGUUAUGAAUAACUGUAACGUCAACUCUGUAAACAUCCAUACCACAUUUGGAACGAAUGCGGAUCCCAACUCAUCUGCCAAAGGAAAUACGCAACAAAAUAAAAUCCAUGCUGAAGACGAAGUACGAAUGUAUAUUUGAAGGGAUACCAAAGCGGGGGAAUCCAUCCAGUCUGGUCAGCAUCUACACAGAGCUCUACAUGACAAAGGGAGAAAGCGAGCAGGUUAAUGCCGAGCAUGAGGUGUGGUAUGUGGAGGCAGCGGCCAAGAAGACAGACACAGAGGAGAUCACUGUGAAGUGCAAUGACAUUUUUAAACCUUUACCUGACCAAGAAACACCAGUGAAGACUGUGCUGACCAAAGGGAUCGCAGGCAUUGGAAAAACCGUCUUGAUACAGAAGUUCAUUCUUGACUGGGCGGAAGGACGGGCAAACGCUGACAUCACGUUCGUUUUUCCUCUCCCUUUCCGACAACUGAAUCAUUUUCAUGACAAAGAAUUUAGUCUGAUGGGUUUAAUUCACCAUUUCUUCCCUCCAAUAGCCGACAUUGAAAAUAUUCAUUUUGAGGACUACAAAGUUCUGUUCAUCUUCGAUGGUCUGGAUGAGUGUCGUUUGCCUUUAAAUGAAAAUUGUCAGUGCUGGUGUAGCGUAAAGGAGUCAGUCUCACUGAAUAUCUUGUUAAUGAAUCUCAUUCAAGGAAAUCUGCUUCCCUCUGCUCUGCUCUGGAUAACCUCUCGACCAGCAGCGGUCAAUCAGGUCCCUCCCCAGUACAUCCAGACGAUGACAGAAAUAAGGGGGUUCAAUGAUCCACAGAAGGAUGAAUACUUUAGGAAGAAAUUUUCAAAUGAUGAGAAGCUUGCUGAAAGAGUGAUCAGCCAUGUGAGAUCGUGUAGGAGCCUCUAUAUCAUGUGCCACAUGCCUGUCUUCUGUUGGAUUUCAGCCACCGUCCUUGGAAAAAUGUUGACUAAAGAAGAUAGCCAGGAAAUGCCUAAAUCACUGACUCAAAUGUACACAAAUUUAUUGCGGAUUCAGACAAAAAUAAAAAAUCAGAAAUAUACCCAGGAAAGCUUGUUGAACAAAAAUGAAAUCUCUAAGUUAGAUAAAACAAUGAUCAUCAGGUUGGGCCAGUUGGCUUUUCAACAGUUGAUAAAAGGCAAUAUAAUUUUUUAUGAAGAAGACUUAAGAGAAUGUUGCAUUGAUGCCAAGGCAGCGUCUACGUACUCUGGUAUGUUCACAGAAAUUUUCAAAGAGGAGUUUGAAUUCGAUGAGCAAACAGUUUAUUGCUUCGUCCAUCUGAGCAUUCAGGAGUACCUUGCUGCUUUGUUUGUACAUUUUCGGUACAUUAACACUGGUGAAAAUUCUUUAAAUGCCAGCAUUUCGAAGAACAGUGACUUGUAUGAGCUGCAUAAGAGUGCAGUGAGUAUGGCUUUGGAGAGUAAGAAUGGGCACUUAGAUCUUUUUCUCCGUUUUCUGCUGGGCAUCUCGCUGGAAUCCAAUCAGAAGAUCCUGCCAUGUGUACUGAGUGAGAACAGUGGCAGUUUACAGUCUUGUGAGAAAACAAUCAAAUUCAUCAAGCAAGAGCUUGCAAAGAACCUCUCUGCAGAAAGAGCCAUCAACCUCUUUCACUGUCUAAAUGAGCUGAAUGACAAUACGCUAGUGGAGGAAAUCCAGAAUUAUCUACGUUCAGGUUCCCCCAUGGACACUGAGCUGUCCCCAGACCAGUGUUCAGCACUGGCCUACGUCCUGCUGAUGUCCACGGAUGUGUUGGAGGACUUUGACCUUUCUGCAUACAACAGCACAGCAGCCGGGCGGAGGCGACUACUGCCUGUCCUCAAGAUCUGCAAAAGAGCCUGCCUGCACCACUGUAACAUGACGAAGUUCCUGAUGGAACCAGUGAUCCAGGUGCUCCAGUCACCCAACUCACUCCUGACUCAUCUGGACCUCAGCUACAAUAAGCUGGGGGAAACAGGGGUGAAGCUGCUCUGCGAUUCAUUGAAGGCAUCAACGACCCUGCAGGUGUUGGGUCUGGGAGACUGUAACCUGACAGGAAGCUGUUGUGAGGGCCUGGCCUCUCUCCUGAUACAUCCCCUCCUCACGCUGAAGGAGCUGCAGCUCAGAGGGAAUGACCUGGGGGACUCUGGGGUGGAGCUCCUCUGCGGGGCUCUUAAGGAGACCAGCUGCCAACUUCAGCGACUGGGACUUUCAGGCUGUUGAGUCACUGAGAAAGGCUGCGCUUCUCUGGCUUCAGCUCUACAAUCAAACCGCUUGUACCUGACAGAGCUGGAUCUGAGCUACAAUCACCCAGGAGACUUAGGACUGGAACUGCUCUCAGCUGCACAGAAAGUCUCCAAACUGGAGACACUGAUUGUAGACCAUUGUGGCCCAUGCAGAAAUCAACCAGGGCUCCUCAGAUAUGCCUGCCAACCAUCACUGGAUCCCAACACAGUAAACCCACUGUUGUGCCUGUCUGAGGGUAACAAAAAGGUGACCUACAAAGGCAGCCAUUUGUAUCCUGACCACCCAGAGCGAUUUGAAGACUGGGUGCAGGUGCUCUGCAAGGAGGGGUUGUCUGGGCGCUGCUACUGGGAGGUUGAAUGGGAAGGAGGAAAUGUGGACAUUGCAGUGGCAUACAAAGGAAUAUCCAGGAAGGGAAGAAGAGAGAGCUGUGGUUUUGGAUUCAGUAAUCAGUCGUGGACAUUACAUAUUUCUGGGGAUAUUUUCUCCUUCCGUCACAACAAUAAUGUGACCAGGAUACAUACUUCCUCUUCGCGGUCCCGCAGGGUGGGGGUGUACCUGGACUGGCCGGCUGGGGUCCUGGCUUUCUACAGGAUAGACAAACGUACUGUUCUUGUGCACCACGUCAUCACCAAGUUCACUGAGCCUCUUCAUCCAGGUUUUUCUGUCUCUCAAGACUACUCUUUGUCUAUUAGUGACAUACUUUCAUAGGUGUGUGAGGUUCAUCAUAGGGAGACUGAUCUGAGUUGACAGUGGAUGUGAAUAGAUACAUAUUGCAAAUAAUCAUUUUAUUGCUUUAACUUCUUAUCUAAUCUAAAAUGGGUUUAUGAUGGGGAAAAAACGUUAGUAUUAGAGCUGGGCUAUAUGGCCAAAAAUGUAAUCACGAUAAUUUUCAUUUUGGUCGAUAUCGAUAAUUAUGGUCAUAAACAUCAAGUCAUUAUUUCUUUUCAUUUUGAAGGCUGAUUUUUACUCCUAAAACUGAAGGAGCCAGAUGGUGAAUCGUAGUUCUAAAGUAUUUUUUAUCAUCAGAAAGUGCCGAACUCUUGUCAAACAAUAGUGAUGGCCACAAUGACACGUCGGGAACAAUUUUCUCUACUGUCUGACCCCACUAGACGGAGCUGUCUGUUCAAAAAAGGGCUCAAAACAAAGGGAAACUGAAAGAAAACCGAAAGUACCAUGUGGGCUCAAGAAAGAUCAUGAAUGAUUCAUGAAUGUCGUUUUGGUCCUUACUACCAAGCAGUAUUUCACAUUUCAGGGGUCUGAGACAGAAGAUGAACCGGAUGUUUUGUUCACUGCUGAAAAAACCCUGACACAUUCAUCAUUUCUUAAUUCUCUCUAUAUUGUUACUGUCAGGAUUUCUCAUGGGCUGAGUUUUACUGUAGACCUUUCUUUUGGAUUCCGCUGGAUUUCCCUUAUUGAACGACUUGCUUUGGACUCUUUGGACUUACUUGCUCUCCCGUUGAGUCGCCCUUCUGUUUUCACGGUUUUGUCUGUUCUUUGCCUAACUGCCCUGUCGCAUUAUGCUAUUUGUUCAAUGAAUCCCCCGUUUUUAUGGCUGUGCUUGUGCUCCACUGCGGGUCCUGACAACGAGAUACAGAGAAAGCGAAGUGAAUUUGUGAUGCAAAACGUGUCACCGGCGACAUGUUUGGUCUUUUAAUUAUAUCGGAAUUAUAUAGUGCAUUUGACAUAUGGAAAUGGCGAGGAAAUUAUAUUGUGAUAAUUAUUAUCACAAUGUAAGUCGCUCUGGCUAAGGGCGUCUGCCAAAUCCUGUAAAUGUAAUGUAAAUGUAAAUUAUUUUGUUGACCAGACCUACUUCGUAUGUUGGUAAAUUAAUUUCGUACUGUUUUUAAACAUUAUGUCUAAUGUUAUUUUCUCAAAACUGUCUUGGAUAUUAAGUAUGCUAUCAUAAAGGAGUUUUGUCAGUAUUGUAAAAUUCAAUAAAAUUGUCUCUUAAUUAAAUAUUACUCUCAAAGAGUUAGUACUGUGAUCAGAAUUGUGUGUUCACGCAAAGACAGGCUGUGUAUAUAUUUUCAUUUUCUAUUCUUUAUCAUAAAAGGUGACUGACAGACCUGUAUUCACUGAUUGUAGCAAAAGUCCAAAUUGCGAUUGCAACCUGUAUUUUGCUGAAACACACAAACGGUAGUUCGUGUUGGACUGCUGCAGUGCAGGAGUAAAUCGUUAGCAGAUGUACUCAAAUGACCUGGAGAUACUCUGAAAUUUUGAAUAAACUGUGUUGGGUUAAACCCAGGAAAAACAA